GGAAGCUUCUACGCUUGUCAUGGCGCUUUCUACACCACCUAGCCGCCAAUAUUGGUGCAUCUCUGUCACCACACUGAGAAAACACGUUUGACGGGGUUUGCACACCAUUCUGACUGCUCUUCUUCUUCUCUACUACUCGCAAUUCUGCCGUAAUGGACGACGCCCGCAAAGGUGACGCUGCUCUCAGCGCAAGCAAACCCGACGAAGCCAUUGAGCAUUACACCAAGGCCCUUGGUGUCAAUCCGACCGCCGUAAAAUACUACAUCGGCCGCUCGACAGCCUAUCAGCGUACCUCCAAGUUCCCCGAAGCCCUUCAUGAUGCCGACGUCGCAGUUGUCCUUGCCAAAAAGCGCGGCUCACGCGAGCUCAUCAAGGACGCCCAGUUUCGACGCGCCGUUGCACUCUACCACCUUGGCAAAUAUGCGGACGCAGACUUUCUCUUGCGCAUAGUAAAAGGUCUUGACGAAAAGGACAAGAUGUUGCCAAUUUGGGAAGCCAAGGUCGCAUCCAAGUUGAAAGAUGUGCCAGAGAAUGAUGAGCAGAGGACAGUCACGAUUAAGGAGGACCCGGACGUGGAAAUACCCAGUGCACCCACACCCACCGCCCCAGCCAAGACCGCAGACACGGCAACAACCCAGGCACCGAAGCCUCCCGCGCCGACGCCCAAAGAGAAGAUCAAGACCGACUGGUACCAGUCCCAUGAUAGUGUCACUCUGAACAUCAUGGCCAAGGGUGUGCCCAAGGACAAAGCUGUUGUAGAAAUUGAACAAGAGGCUGUCUCCGUCUCUUUCCCCAUUGCCGACUCGUCGUCCGAAUACAGCUACAACGCCGACCCUCUCUUUGCAUCCAUCGACCCCUCGCAGUCCAAGUACCGAAUAACACCCACCAAGAUCGAGGUGACGCUCCGAAAGGCAACACCAGGUGUGAAGUGGCACAGCCUCGAGCGUGCCCAGGGCGAAGUAGCCACCAUCACGUCACAAGCAUCUUCUUCUGUCGCUCCUGUAAAGGAGACCGCCCCCGCAUAUCCUACGUCGUCUAAAUCGGGCACCAAGAACUGGGACAAGGUGGUGGUCAAUGAUCUCGACGACAAGGACGAAAUCGAAGGGGACGAGACAUCGCACUUUUUCAAGCAGCUGUACAGCGGAGCUACGCCCGAGCAACAACGGGCUAUGAUGAAGAGUUACUCUGAGAGCGGCGGCACAGUGCUGAGUACCGACUGGAGUAAUGUUGGGAACAGGAAAGUGGUACCUGAGCCGCCAGAGGGCAUGGAGGCGAAGAAGUACUAGACCUGAUGGACGAACAGGUGCAAAGAACUUGUGAAGUUUGUGGGACGGGCUAAUAUGACUGUGUUAUUUUAUGAUGUAGCAUAGCGUGGUGUUUACGAGUUAUCAGGGAAUUGCUGUCAGUGUAUAGGUCGUACAAUUAAAGAUUGUAGCCAUCUGCCGGCACCGUUCAAUAUCAUAUAUCAUGAGAGGAAAGGAUAUGUGAAGUCAGUUGCAUGACUUGAUCUGAGUAUGUAUUUGGGAGAUUGACGUGGAUGGUUGGAUGCAGAGGAUGCAGUAAAGGGGGUUGACGGAGAUGUAUUUGUUGUAAGUCUAGGGUAGUAUGUGUGAGGGGUUGAGCGUGGGAAGGGGAUCCAGGCAGGGUGGUAAGGAAAGUAUCGGAAAAAGAUAUGUAUAGGGUAUGCGAUGUACGUUGUGGUAGAGGAGAAGAAGAUAGAUGAUGUUAGUGUGUUAAUCCCAUCCCAU
Bipolaris sorokiniana ND90Pr is the source of this 1748-nucleotide messenger RNA. RefSeq lists its product as uncharacterized. The record is from RefSeq and is a predicted model, not a curated record. The transcript has a single exon. Gene Ontology annotation, biological process: protein stabilization. Bases 153 to 1286 code for a protein of 377 amino acids. Gene Ontology annotation, molecular function: protein-folding chaperone binding. Lineage: Eukaryota; Fungi; Ascomycota; Dothideomycetes; Pleosporales; Pleosporaceae.